Molecule: messenger RNA, 324 nt
Organism: Pseudogymnoascus destructans
Lineage: Eukaryota; Fungi; Ascomycota; Leotiomycetes; Thelebolales; Thelebolaceae
Exons: 3
Coding region: 1-324 (107 amino acids)
Source: RefSeq, a predicted model, not a curated record
AUGAUGGAGCUCAAAGCCAAUAUCGCGAAGUUUUCCGUGGAGAUGGCAUGCUCCCCUAAAGGCUGGUACACCGGCGCCUUCAGCAUCCCCUCCGCCUCCUUUAAGAUUUCCCUGCGCGUCUACCAUGCUGCGGCGGAUAACACGCUAGUGGAGCGCGCGUACGAUGGGGGUGGUACGCUGACGGCGGUGAUUGUCUGGGCGACGGAGGGGAAGCAGUUGAGGGUUUACUUUCAGAAUGGGACGCAGGUUAGUGGAGUUAGUGAGUGGGUGUGGAGUGGGGGGUGGGUUAAGGGGGCUGCGGUGAUCCCGCCGGCUGCGCAGUGA